This is a messenger RNA of Fusarium falciforme, 393 nucleotides long. RefSeq lists its product as hypothetical. NCBI's taxonomy places the organism in Eukaryota, Fungi, Ascomycota, Sordariomycetes, Hypocreales, Nectriaceae. The record is from RefSeq and is a predicted model, not a curated record. The transcript has a single exon. Bases 1 to 393 code for a protein of 130 amino acids.
AUGCUUCUUAAACACCUCAUAUUCUCCAUCGUUCUGGGCGCCAUUGCCGUAGCCGCCCUCCCACAGCCCGAGUCCCAGGAAUGGGGCCUCGAGGUGAGAGACAACGAGGAGCAGAUGAACAACAAUCACAACCACCAUCAAAAGAACUGUCCCGACGGCCAGUUCAGGAAGGGAGACCGCUGCGUCUGCCCUGAUGGCCAGUUCAAGAAGGGAAACCACUGCUUCUGCCCCGACGAUCAGAUCAAGAUGGGGAACCGCUGCUUCUGCCCUGAUGGGCAGUUCAAGAAGGGAAACCGCUGUGUCUGUCCUGACCGCGAAGUGAGGCAGGGAAACCGUUGCAAGUGUCCUAAGAAUGAGUACCGCGAUCACAAUGGGAAUUGUAGGGGUGGCUAG